AUGUCGAUCGGAGUGAAUUUACGUGUGACGGGCCACACGUCGAUCGGUGGUCGCAAGUACCAGGAGGACUACUUUUCCGUCGCCUAUCAGCAAACGGAGAAUGAUCAAAAUCUGGAGUACGCGUACUUUGGAAUUUAUGACGGCCAUGGCGGCGCGGAAGCGUCCCUGUACGCCAAGGAGCAUCUGAUGAAUACGAUCGUCAGCCAGAAAUUGUUCUGGUCGGAGAAUGAUGAGGAUGUGCUGAAAUCCAUACGCGAAGGCUACAUCCAGACACACUAUUCGAUGUGGCGCGAGCAAGACAAAUGGCCAAAAACUUCGUCUGGACUGCCGAGCACGGCUGGAACCACUGCCAGCAUCGCGUUUAUAAGGCGUGGGAAAAUUUACAUCGGUCACGUAGGCGAUUCGGGCAUUGUAUUGGGCUACCAAAAUGAUAAGGAAUCGGCACACGAUGGCAAGUGGGUUGCGACACCCCUCACCGAGGAUCACAAACCGGAAAGUUAUGCGGAGAAGAUGCGCAUUAUGAGCUGCGGUGGGAAGGUCGUCACAAAGUCCGGUGUACCGCGCGUGGUAUGGAACAGGCCGCGUAUUGGCCAUAAGGGUCCGGUGCGAAGAAGCACACCGAUUGAUGAGAUACCGUUUCUGGCCGUGGCACGAAGUUUGGGUGAUCUAUGGAGCUACAAUUCGGCGAUGGAUGAGUUUGUUGUAAGUCCCGUUCCUGACGUAUCGGUCAUUGAAAUCGACCCAAAAAAGUACAGGUGUCUCAUAUUCGGUACGGACGGUUUGUGGAACGUGAUGUCCCCGAAGAACGCAGUCGACAUCGUACGGAAUGCGGAGAUGGAAAAUAUUCGCAUCGCGCUGGAGGGUGGAAAUGAGUGGAAAAAUCCCAGCAAGCUGCUGGUGAAUGAAGCCCUCGAUCGGUGGAAUCGUAGCAACAUGAAGGCAGAUAAUACGUCCGUCGUGAUCAUUAUGCUUGACCCGCCCGGACCACCGAAGCGGGAUGUGUUGAAAUCGGUUAAAGAUACCAUCCAACACGUAGCCAGCGAUCAGCUCAGUGCUGGCCAAAGUGCGGUGGGAAGCAAUAUUAUUCAUCUGUUCGACUGCAUCACACGCGGAAAGUCACUGCCAACGAUGUCGGAGAUAGACCGCUUACGGUACAGCAGUGCGGCGCAUCAUAGUUUACCAUUGCAGCACAGCUAUCAACAUUCACAACACAACGCAGACGAGGAGUAUUGUGAUACGGAAGCGCACGAAGCUAAUCUCCAUGCGGUUCAUCCGCAGCCUGAACAGCAACAUCACCAAAUGGCCCAUCUUCAAGCUGUGGAUCAGUACAGCCAUGCCCUUCCAUCUACCUCGUACCAGGAGCAGGAUCUUUCCUACACGGACAGCUUUGCCGAAUCAUACAACACGCUGUUAAGCCGGAGCUUUGAAAAUACGGACCACUCAUACACAUCGCUCUUUCAUCCGGUCGCUGAGCAUGGUCUCGAGCAGGAUGAUGUUGCUGAAUCGUACCGCAACAAAGCCACCAUGGUGGAGGGUGUGUCACACGAAGAGGACGAUGAAACGAUGUACGAUUAUUCAUCCAUUUCGUCCGAUAAUGAAACAAUUGUAACGGAUCAAACUCAAGAUUCAACCUACUCGCUGACGAACUUACAAACAAAAUCGGAACGUUUGCGGGCGGAGAUGUUAGAGUCUUGCAGUUCACCCGAUACAUAUUACCAACAGCAACGCCAGCCAAACGAAAGCACAGCAUACAGCACGGGAAAUUUGGCCAUUAUAGAGCACUUUCACAAUUAUCACCAUCCUGCGCCGCAAGAGUACCAUGAGCAUAACAGGAGCAUACCGAGUGCCCGGGAACCUUCCCAAGAAACGGGAGCAAUUCCGACUCGAAUCGAACCGACUGGAGGAUCUAUGAGAAGUUUAACGCAUCACAACUAUCACCAGUACCAGAUGGAGUUGGACGAGCAAUAUCACCAUCAUCAGCAGCAGCAGCAUCAUCACACGGAUUCUCACUAUCAUGAUUACCAGAUGGAACGGUACGAUUACCGACAUCCGGCCAACAAUAAUGGCACCGCCGUAGUGCCUUGUGAGGCAACCUGCAGCAAAUACACAUCAAAAUGUGAGCCCAUUUCGAUCGGAGAGGACUCAAGUGAAAAUGAUGAUGACGAGCGGGAGGACGAAAAAGAAACACCGGAGGAGGAAACAAAUUCCAACGCGGCUGUUGGUGGUGUCCAACCACUUCAGCAGAUCAUUUCCAUUCACGGUCAUCGGAUCCAGAUCAAUGAAGUAUCUUCCUCGUACGUUGGCUCCAGUGCAGCGAAAGUGCUGCUGUCACACUCGGACAGUGAGAGUACCAGCACCGACAGCCAUGGCUACAGUGGCGAUGAAGAAAACAGUGCCUCCUCAACGACCUCCUCGUUGCCGUCGGGCGUAAAGCAGAGGAUUGUACCGGUGCUGGUAAAGCAGCGGUCGCGCAAAUCCGGCCCAUCUACACGCGUCAUAACAAUCUUCUACGAAACGCGUAGCAGUCGACGUCAGUCUCGGGCGCGUAAUCAAUCAUCCUCCUCUAGCAUUACCGAUUGUGGCCGCAAACGCGUAGACCUGAAACAUUCACCAUUUGGCGGAGUUGUAAAGCGAAGAAAAACGACCACCAUAAUUCGUGCAACACCACAACACACGAUUGCGCACGAUAAAGCCUCUCCCGCGGACGAUCGCACGGAUCACACGUUUGCGCGAAGAGCAUUACGUUCGAACGGUGUGGUGAAUGCGGCCGGACCCUUAUUGUCCUGUACCAGUCAACAAAGGAAUAAAGUGAAUGCCUCUACUGAAACCGCCGACCACCGUACGCCUAUGGAAAGCUGCCACCAGCUACGACGAUCGGGAUUAGUGUCGAAUGAGUUUGGUGUUAGCACAACGACGCCUAACCGGCGUUUAACGUUACAGACCGGGCACAAAACGAUCGUGAAGGAACGAUUGAGUAGAACCGGUUGCAACACCAGACGCAUGAGGUUUGACGAUCAGCAACAACCGCAGCAUAUUCAAGAUGGCAAGAAAACGAUCAUCCGUGAAGCGUUACAACUUUUGGAAGGCACGAAGCGUGCGAGACAAUUAAGACGUGCCCAAUGACCAAAGGCGUAAGGAGGAAAUAUCCUUUUAUAUUCCCGAACCCCGAACCCCAAACCCGCAAUGUAGGUGUGUGUGUCUUCAUAGUAGUUGGUAGUGUUGUAGCUAGACACAAGCAAAGCAACACGAAGAAACAUAAGCAAAGGGCUGUGAGCGAUCGUAUUUCAUUAUGAAUUUUAUUGUCCCAUUUUCAAACUCGUUAUUGUCGUUCUCAUUUCAUCACAAAAAGGCUUAAAUUGCGGUGUUGGUAAUCGCACGCUAUCUUAUUUAACAUAUCUUCGCAUACAAAGCCGACCGGUUUAAUGGACAUGUCUCUAUAUGCAUGAUGAUUGCAUUUUGAUCAUUUCAUCAUCACCAAAUCAUGUUCCUAUAUCUCCGGUGUGGCACAUGCGUGGUUAGUACAAUAUUCAUCCUGUAUUCCAUACCUUCAUAUGUACAGAAUCAUUCAUUACUUUUCAUCGAGUUUUUUUUUCAAUAUUCACCAUUGUUUUCUACAUGCAUAACGUAUUUUUUUUUCUGGGCACUGCAUAUAGAGAGCAGUGUGUUAUCAGGCAUAAAAGGUGUAUUAGGUGUAUAACUAGGAUAGGGAUCAAUGCUAUAUUUUUGAAACCGUGCAACGCAGCACAGACAAACCUUGAACGGACAUUAAUAACACAAGUACAACGGGAAACCACAUUAGACACGUGUCAUCGGAUAGUAGUAGCAAGAGGAAGCACUGGAUAUCUCACACUAUUAGUAGUCUACUUCAAACCUUCUUGUGUAGUAGAGAGAGGCUUAUUUGCAAAUUGUUACACAUGCAGGUAUGCAACACUAGGCCAAAGUAGAAGCGAGCUGGUUUUGUGUUCAAGAAGUGCCUGUAACUGUGGUGCGGAUCGACAGCAGAUCUUCUAACCAUUCGUUACACUUUGUUUUGGAACACGGAUCGUCUCGUUUCGAUCAAUCGUUAAUUAUCCCGAUUUCUUCAUAUGCGUGUGUGUGUGUGUGUGUAUGUACGUGUGUUUGUAAGUGUAUUUUUGCAUGCUUAUGUUUUAUGAACGAUCGCAGUUCAUUGAUAGUCUGCUACCUUUUAAAGUAGUUUUUUGCACAUCCUUUGCAUCCACCAAAAUGGGCCGCAGUAGGAACUCUUUCGGUUGCAAACGACUCACAUGUUACAGCGUGCGCGCCUAGCAAAAAUUGUACAGAUUUUAGUAGAGUUAAUAUAUUCUCAUGGCGUUCCGAAGAGGCGGGUGGAAGAGGCGUAGCAAAAGAGCGUGUUUUGUGCAAGCAUAGUUUCUAAGCAAAGGUGUUUUAUUUUUUUGUUCCUAUAUUUUAUCGUGAGGAAAUAAAUAUUUUGAACUAAUAGUC
Molecule: messenger RNA, 4464 nt
Organism: Anopheles moucheti
Lineage: Eukaryota; Metazoa; Arthropoda; Insecta; Diptera; Culicidae
Gene: Pp2C1
Exons: 3
Coding region: 1-3123 (1040 amino acids)
Biological process (GO): protein dephosphorylation
Cellular component (GO): nucleus; cytosol
Molecular function (GO): cation binding; protein serine/threonine phosphatase activity; mitogen-activated protein kinase binding
Source: RefSeq, a predicted model, not a curated record